AUGUGCAAGGGAGAAGCAGCGACUCAUUUGCUUCCUCGUUUCCGUAAGGACUCACCGCAGCGGUACCGUGACGCAGAGGACAUCAUCGAGCACUUGAAAACUCUGUACAUGGACGAGAAUCGCAUUGUCAACGCUAAGAGCAAGCUUCGACGUCUCUAUAUGAAAGAUUCAAAGUUCCAGGUCUUCCUAUCUCAAUUCGCGUUGUAUGCGCAGGAAUCUGAGUUAGCGACUAGUCAGUGGAAGGAUGAACUCUAUGAGCAACUGUCUCUAGAGAUGCAACGUCAUAUGGUCAAGGAGAGCUACGAUCAGACCAUGAGCUAUGCCACGUUCAUACAAGAGUGUCAUAAAACCGCGAACCGACUCGAACAGAUCGCCGAGACCGAGAAACGCAUUCGUCCCCGCGGAAACAAGGGCAGCAAUGGUAAUGGUGCCAGCAUGGAUGGCAAGAAGGACGUAAACAUCGGAUCUAAGAAUAAGGACGAUACAGCGAAGGAUAAGCUCUCUUAG
Molecule: messenger RNA, 507 nt
Organism: Talaromyces marneffei
Lineage: Eukaryota; Fungi; Ascomycota; Eurotiomycetes; Eurotiales; Trichocomaceae
Exons: 1
Coding region: 1-507 (168 amino acids)
Source: RefSeq, a predicted model, not a curated record